AUGUUCCGCACCUUCGAAGACAAGAUUGAGGAGUGGACGACGGAUAAUGAGCUACAGGGCUUCUCAGCGGCGCUCCCGCCAGGAGCCGAGAAGCUGACCCUGAGCUUUGUUUGCCCAGACAAGUUCACAGACCAAGCCUUGAGCUACAUAGGGGCAGGCUUGCCAGGAACUUUGCAGAAGUUGGCUCUGGCUUUCGAGUUCUCGUGGACGGAGUGCAAGAUCACAUCUGAUGGCUUCGCGAAAUUAGUAGCCGGCUUGCCAAAGGGCUUGCUCUCCUUGGAUCUCAUCUUCAGAAACGAUGAACUUCCGGAUAAGGCGCUCGAGAGCCUUGCUGGUUCUCUGCCACCCGCAUUGAGUCGGGUAAUGCUGAGCUUCAAGGACAACACAGAGUUCACGGACCAAGGAUUUUGUGCGUUGCUGGACAGUUUGCCUGGCAGCCUGGUUGAACUCAUCCUCAAUUUGGAUGCAAACCCAAAGUUGACGGACAGUUCCCUGAGAGCGUUUGCUGGUUGGCUGAACAAGUCUGGCUCCGGACUGCAAAAGCUCUACUUGAUCAGCAACAGCAGCAAGUAUUCCCAGAAUGGCUUGCAGGAGCUCUGCGCUGCGUUGCCCAGCAUGAAGGAGCUGCGGUUGGAGUUUCAGUCCAGCGAGACAGAGCCUGAUCUUGGCAGCCAGUUCGUGGUGUCUCCUGACAACUUGAUCACCUUCACGGGCCCUGCAGGUGCCACGGGCGCUGCUGUGUAG
Symbiodinium pilosum is the source of this 744-nucleotide messenger RNA. The record is from the annotation of a GenBank genome assembly. NCBI's taxonomy places the organism in Eukaryota, Dinophyceae, Suessiales, Symbiodiniaceae.